Molecule: messenger RNA, 2615 nt
Organism: Trichoderma atroviride IMI 206040
Lineage: Eukaryota; Fungi; Ascomycota; Sordariomycetes; Hypocreales; Hypocreaceae
Molecular function (GO): protein binding
Source: RefSeq, a predicted model, not a curated record
CAGAGUCGCCAGAUGAGAGGGCCGCCUACGCCUAACAUGCCAACGCCGGCAGCUGAUUUCGAUCAACAGCUGACGGGGUCGGCUCCCGAUCCGCCAACUCCAGCCGCGUCUCCUGGACCUGCGCACUGCCAGCCAGACUGGAGCAAUGCUGCCGACGACGAAGACUUCUUCCUGGCCAAGGUCCGACAGCAUUUUCAGAAUUCUUCCGGUCCUCAGCGGACCAGAAUCCUGGCUGAUCUGUUGAAUCUCUGCACGAGCCAACAGCUUAGCUUUGUUCACCAAUUUGUCAGCCCGUUGUUGAAAAAGGACCCGUUUACCAGUCUUCCAGACGAGCUAUGUUUACGGAUAUUGUCAUUCAUUGACGAUCCCAAAGUCCUGGCGCGAUCGUCGCAAGUCUCAAAGCGUUGGCGAGAUCUCCUGAGCGAUGACAUGACGUGGAAGAACCUUUGCGAGAAGCACGAUUAUGGUCGCCGAAUGUCCGAGGUCUCGCCCUCGGCGCCAAUCAUGACGACGCGAUCCUCGGCCUACGCUGUAGAUGUCGAUAGCGAAAUGUCCAGUAGUUUCCCGGGAGCCUUCCCCUUCACAUCGCACGCCUCUAAUGCGAUGAGUUUCGAGAGCAGGAGGCCCAAGAUACGUUCAUACAAGUCUCACUUCAAGCAGAGAUACCUGGUGGAAGCGGCUUGGAGAUCUGGCGGCACAAGCAUCAGCCGCAACAUCACACAAGAAGGAGGCGUGGUUACCAGUUUGCAUUUGACGCAAAAGUACAUUAUUGUCGCACUCGACAACGCCAAAAUUCACGUUUUCGACACAGAUGGCAACUCCAUGAGGACUUUACAGGGUCAUGUUAUGGGAGUCUGGGCCAUGGUGCCCUGGGGGGACACCAUGGUCAGCGGUGGAUGCGAUCGCGAUGUGCGCGUGUGGGACUUGAAGACUGGUGCCUGUUUACACACAUUGCGAGGUCACACAUCGACCGUUCGAUGCCUGAAGAUGGCCGAUGCUAAUACCGCCAUUUCUGGUUCUCGAGAUACAACGCUGCGCAUCUGGGAUAUCCGCACCGGUCUAUGCAAGAACGUCCUUGUCGGACACCAGUCAAGUGUACGGUGCCUAGAGAUCAAGGGCGACAUUGUAGUAUCCGGAAGCUACGAUACGUUUGCCAGAGUCUGGAGCAUCUCCGAGGGACGAUGCUUGCAGACACUGCAAGGACAUUUUAGCCAGAUUUAUGCUAUUGCAUUUGACGGCAAGAGGGUGGCGACUGGGAGCUUGGAUACUAACGUUCGAGUCUGGGACCCCAUGACUGGAGAAUGCCUUGCCAUUCUCCAGGGCCAUACAUCUCUUGUCGGGCAGCUGCAGAUGAGAGGCGAUACUCUAGUGACGGGUGGCUCUGACGGUUCAGUCAGAGUCUGGUCUCUAGAAAAGAUGUGCCCUAUCCAUCGCCUUGCUGCCCAUGACAAUAGCGUCACAAGCUUGCAAUUCGACGAUACUCGAGUUGUUAGCGGAGGAAGCGACGGCCGAGUUAAGAUUUGGGAUCUCAAGACAGGCCACCUGGUGCGCGAGCUGAUUGCUCAAUGCGAAGCGGUUUGGCGCGUUGCUUUUGAGGAUGAGAAGUGUGUCGCAUUGACACUGAGGCAAGGUCGCACAGUAAUGGAGGUUUGGUCAUUCUCUCCUCCUGAAGAGAUGCUUUAUGAUCGCCCUUUUUCGCUUCAGCAGCGCGUCCUCGAAGACGACCCCGACCGCCCAAUGAGCGCCAUGGCGUUUGAUUACCGGGGCAGCGAUGUGUCAAUGGCUGGCCUGGGUCGAGAGGCUUCUCAAGACUUGAGUAUGGUGGACGCUGGCCCGUCGACAGCUCCGCUCCAAGGAGGCAACAUGACUUUUUUCCACGAAAAUUAAGCAGUGAAUAUCCCCUAUACGGUUUGUUUUAAUGCGACCUGAUUCGGCUGGCGCAAUGAUGGGAGCUGUUUUUUUUUUUUUUUUUGCUCUUACAGUGAAAGAGAAGAAGUUGGAAUCAAGCAGGAUUCGAAUAAUGACGGAGUCAAGUUGUUUGAGCGGCUGGCUCGCCCGCUUUGACUUUUAUAUACAUGGCGCGCGGUUCAGGUUAUAGAUCGCGGCGUGGAUCUUGUGGGAAGCAUAUUUCAUGGCGUUGCUGCAUCAUUUUGGAACUUCGUGUAUAGCUGGAAGAAAUCGCAUCACAUAUGGGCAUGACGAUGGGGAUGUUUAUCAAUUUGAAAACGACAGGGUCGUGGAGCUUUAUUUCUUUUUUUUUUCUCUUUUUAUGCUGCAGAAGAUUGGUUUUUGAUAUUUUUCUUACAAGAUGCGCCAGCAUGGCCGGAAUUCUGGGCGUCUAUAGUAGCUCUAGCGAUAAUACCAGUGAAUAUAGGAUUAGGUAGAGGUAGGCUCGAUGCGACAAGUGAUGCGACAAGGAGGGAGAGGGCCAAUUAUAUCUUCAUAGCCUCUCUAGAUUAGAAUAAUCAUACCCAUCUAUCCAAUUUUGAACUGCACAUUAAAUGGCGUUUUGCCAAGAUGGAUUUCGUCAAGCUGGUAGAUUUGAGUGGAUACUGAGAGUCGUACCUACCUUGGCAAGCUUGGUAGCCACAUGGCGAAGAAGCGUCAUUGACGUC